AUGUCUGCCGCGCCGCCACGCCACAAGUUCAUCGUGUACGCGCCCGACAUGACCGACGAAGGCGCGCUGCAGCGGCGGCUCAGCGUGCGCCCUGCGCACCUGCAGCGCGCGAAGGAGGAGAUCGCGAAGGGUGUUAUCAAGGUGGCGGGCGCGAUGCUCACGCCCGCGUCGAUCGCGUCGCCCGACGCUGAGAAGGAGAUGGUCGGGUCGGUGUUUAUCUGCGAGGCGGAGAGCUUGGACGCGGUGCGCGAGCUUAUGGAGAGUGAUGUAUACCAUACGGCCGGCGUGUGGGAUAAGGAGAAGAUGGUUAUCCUGCCGAUUGCGCUAGCCACAGAACUUCCCUGA
Molecule: messenger RNA, 345 nt
Organism: Trametes versicolor FP-101664 SS1
Lineage: Eukaryota; Fungi; Basidiomycota; Agaricomycetes; Polyporales; Polyporaceae
Exons: 3
Coding region: 1-345 (114 amino acids)
Source: RefSeq, a predicted model, not a curated record